Molecule: messenger RNA, 1013 nt
Organism: Saccoglossus kowalevskii
Lineage: Eukaryota; Metazoa; Hemichordata; Enteropneusta; Harrimaniidae
Product: putative GPI-anchored protein PB15E9.01c-like
Source: RefSeq, a predicted model, not a curated record
GUGCAUCACUAUCAAAUGUGUCAAGUCAGAAUGUUUACACUUCUAUAGUUGAACCAGCUGCCAGUGACAGUGAUGUUGGUCAUUGUAGCUUUCAAAGUGAUCCGUUUGAACCUGUUGUAUCUACUGAGACAGCAGCCAGUGCCAUGGCCAGUGACUUGUAUAGUAUUGUACUUCCAAAUCAAUUGCAAACUGCAGUAAAUACAUGUACUGAAACAGCAGCCAAUAUCAAUAGCAUGUAUACUACUAGCUUUUCAAGUCAACAGCAAACUGCAGUAUAUACAAAUACUGGAGCAGUAUCAAGUGCCAGCAACACGUACACAAGUUUUCCAAGUCAGUCACAGUCUGCAGUUACUGCAUCAGCAACCAGUGCCAGCAACUUCUAUACAAGUUUUCCAAGUCAGCAGCUAACUGCAGUUACUGCAACAGCAACCAGUACCAGCAACAUUUAUACAAGUUGUCCAAGUCAGCCACAAUCUGCAGUUACUGCGGCAGCAACCAGUGCCAGCAACAUUUAUACAAGUUUUCCAUGUCAGUCACAAUCUGCAGUUAUUGAGACAGCAGCUAGUGCCAGCAACAUGUAUACUACUACCUGCUUACCAAGUCAGUCACAAUCUGCAGUUAUUGAGACAGCAGCUAGUGCCAGCAACAUGUAUACUACUACCUGCUUACCAUGUCAGUCACAAUCUGCAGUUAUUGAGACAGCAGCUAGUGCCAGCAACAUGUAUACUACUACCUGCUUACCAAGUCAGUCACAAUCUGCAGUUAUUGAGACAGCAGCUAGUGCCAGCAACAUGUAUACUACUACCUGCUUACCAUGUCAGUCACAAUCUGCAGUUAUUGAGACAGCAACCAGUGCCAGCAACAUGUAUACUACUACCUGCUUACCAUGUCAGUCACAAUCUGCAGUUAUUGAGACAGCAACCAGUGCCAGCAACAUGUAUACUACUACCUGCUUAAUACAUUGCCUGCUGAAAGCCACCAUAGAUAGCUGUAGUAGCAGUAUUUUUCAUUAA